AUGAGUCGUCAACUCUCAGAAAAUAGCACAAAUAAAAAAAAAGCCAUAGCACAAAUCCUAGAGGACUGCAGUGACUCUGAAAGCGAAGAAAAUCAAGAAAUUUCAGAAGAUGAGGUUAACAUAACUCUCACUGAUUCCGAUGAAGCUGGUCCUAGUGCCCCAAAAAUGAAGCGUAGAUGCUUUAUUUACCCAAGGGCAAAAGACAAAAAGAGUACUAUUGUUUGCAAAUCUUGCAAUAAAACCAUUUGCAAGCCUCAUUCAAUACCAAUUACUUACUGUUUACCAUGCCAACGUAAUGAUUAA
This is a messenger RNA of Parnassius apollo (apollo), 303 nucleotides long. The record is from the annotation of a GenBank genome assembly. NCBI's taxonomy places the organism in Eukaryota, Metazoa, Arthropoda, Insecta, Lepidoptera, Papilionidae.